Amborella trichopoda is the source of this 1854-nucleotide messenger RNA. RefSeq lists its product as uncharacterized. The record is from RefSeq and is a predicted model, not a curated record. Gene Ontology annotation, biological process: protein neddylation. Gene Ontology annotation, molecular function: cullin family protein binding; ubiquitin conjugating enzyme binding; ubiquitin-like protein binding. NCBI's taxonomy places the organism in Eukaryota, Viridiplantae, Streptophyta, Magnoliopsida, Amborellales, Amborellaceae. Gene Ontology annotation, cellular component: ubiquitin ligase complex.
CGCACUUGAACAUCGCACGGCACGCCCAGCUAUUUCCAUGGUGUUCGCUUUAUUACCUCAAUGGCAAUUGCGCUCUCUCUCUUUCCAAGUUGUCACUCCUCCCCCACCCCCGCUUUCCCUCUUUCAUCAAUGUUAUUCCCUCCCUCUUUCUCGCAUUUUAUACAGCCGACAGCUAUUAGUAGCAGGGCAGGGUUUAGGGUUUAGGAUUCGAUUGUUUUUCAUCAGACGUAAAAUGGCGUCCCUUUAUUCCUCUGGCCAUGAAGGUGUUGAUUCCAUGGCGGAGACAUACACCGAAUACCAGGCUCUCGAUGGACUUCACAGGCUUAAAUUGUCUUUGGAAUCGAAGCCAUUCAAUGUACAGCAGUUUUCCUGGUUCUAUAGGUUUGUCUUUUUCAUGUGUCGAGUAAGUGGCCAGAGGAGCAUGCUCGUGAGCACUGCUGUUGAGGCCUGGAGAUUGGUCUUGGCAGGAAAAUUUCAACUGCUUGAUCAGUGGUGUAGCUUUAUAAAGGAACAUCAUCGCUAUAAUAUUUCUGAAGAUACUUGGGAGCAAGUUUUAAAUUUCAGCAUAGUUGUGAAUGGGGAUCUCAGUAAUUAUGAUUCAGAAGGUACAGGUUCUUGGCCUGUCCUAAUCGAUGAAUUCGUCGACCAUAUUACGAGGAACGCAGCAGCGAUCAGUUCACAUGUUGUUUCCUCUGAUCCAGGAAGUGCUAAUCCUCACAUGGAAAAUUCUACAAUCUACAGAGAGACUAUCCCUGUUACAUGCAAAAAGAGAGGGUUAUCUCUAGAAGAAGAAGAUGGCCAAGUGGAAUCUGUGAAUUGCAUAGCUCAGAGACUAGCCAAUAUGCCAAGCCCUUUGUACUCCAAACGCAUUCGCUCCAGUUACUACAUGCUGGAAUCUGGUGAAUCCAUGGACAUGAUUUGAUUUUCCAUGGCUACUGUGGAGGUUCAAUUAGUUUAUUUAAUUUUGAAGAUUAUCUUCAAUUCAUAAGAUUUUCUUUUAUCAUAAGUAGAAGAUGCUUGUAUUCUUGUGCAAUAAACAUCUCUCGAAAUUUGUCGGCAUGGAAGGCAGGCCCUGGAACAGAAUAAUGCAUGAUGUAAACUUUUACGCAAAUGUUUAUUUGUUUCUUUAACUUUUGCAAAUGAUAAGUAAGUGACAUAAUGCAAAUUGUUGAAGCAAUGAUGUAUUGUUAUGACCUUGUCAGAGCAUGGAUGUGCCCAUGUAUCAUUUGAUAUGUAGGACGGUGUUGCUCAGAUUGGCAAGCAUGGCAUUUCCUAACAUGCUGCAUAGAAAGCUCAUUCUUCUGAUAGUUUUCCUAAAUGCUCGAGUUUCUUCGAGGUGCACUGAGUGGGCCCCACUAGGCAGCUGUGAAGUCCCUGACUUCUUCAGAAAACACCAAUUCUAUUGAGAGGUGUUCAUAUCAUUAGAACAAAAAACUGCCGUGAAUUCUUUUUUUCUUUUUUCUUUUCAAGAUCUUAUAGCUUUGAUGAAUGCUAUAGUUAGAAGGAGGCGUCACUAAGGUGGUUUCCAAGGCAGCCAUGGAGUCCAUUGACUUCUUCAAGAAUGCCAAUUCUCUUGGGAGGUGUUCAUAUUAGUCAAACGAAAAACUACAGGCUUUUUUUUUUUCAAGAUCUUAUAGCUUUGAUGAAUGCUAUCGUUGGAAGGAGAUAUUGGUACGAUGGUUCUUCAAUUUAUUUUGUAUUCUUCUUCAAUUUUUUUGUUCUUUGUUUUGUGUACCAAAAUUUGUGUUUUUCAAGAUCAAACAUGCCCAUGUGAGUGGUCUGUUGAAAGUGGACACACCCAUUGGGGAUAAUGUAUGCCUUAAUGAAAUAAAUCUGUUUGGAGAUUGUCCUGUA